Molecule: messenger RNA, 1488 nt
Organism: Cladophialophora psammophila CBS 110553
Lineage: Eukaryota; Fungi; Ascomycota; Eurotiomycetes; Chaetothyriales; Herpotrichiellaceae
Exons: 1
Coding region: 1-1488 (495 amino acids)
Molecular function (GO): iron ion binding; oxidoreductase activity, acting on paired donors, with incorporation or reduction of molecular oxygen; monooxygenase activity
Source: RefSeq, a predicted model, not a curated record
AUGGGCCUACUCGGCUCGGAAGUCGCUAUACGCCUUUCGGUGGUCCUUUUCCCGGCUCUCAUUAUCUAUUGGCUCCUCUAUCCGUGGUACUUUUCGCCCUUGCGGAAAAUCCCAGGUCCUUGGUACGCGGUCUACACAAAAUGGUGGCUCGUCUACAAAACCUGGCGGGGAGUCCGUGCAAAGACCAUUCACGAUCUUCAUCUCAAGUACGGCCCCUGGGUCCGUGUCGCACCGGACGAGAUAUCGACUUCGGACAGCAAGGCGAUAGCGCCCAUCUAUGGCGUCAACUCCGAGUUCACCAAGACGGCAUUCUACACGUACCAGCUGCGCGGCAUACCUGAGCUCUUUACCAUGUCAGACCGCAAGGCCCAUGCCAAACGACGGCGCGAGUUGGCUCACCUGUUUUCCAUGUCCACGAUCACCGAGUACGAGGACAUCAUCGCAGGGAACGUCCUCGAAUGUAUGGACCUCAUUGCUGCAGAAGGGAAGGCCGGCAAGGCCAGUAACCUCUACGACUGGUGGCAUUAUCUGUCCAUGGACAUCAUCUGCGAACUCUCCUUCGGAUUAGGGUUUGAUAUGCUUCACAAAGGAGCGGUCAAUCCGUACAUCCAGGACAUGUACGGAUCACUCACGAUCGAGCCCAUCCGGUGGCAUUUUGGGUGGUUGAACCGAUACGCAAGCUGGGCGCCGUUCAAAAUUGUCCGGGACGCCGAGGCCUGUAGCGUCCGGGGCUUUGAAAGAGGCACCAAGAUUGUGCAAGAAUAUAAACAGAAAGAGGACAAAGGCCAACGCAAAGAUCUGCUGCAGAAGAUGAUUAACGCGAGAGAUGAAAAUGACCAACCUCUCCCAGAAAACGACUUGAACAUCCAAUCCACCAGUUUCAUCCUCGCGGGCUCCCAUACCACCUCUUCGUCACUGACCUGGAUUGUCUGGCGCAUCCUUUCGGACCCUGGUAUCUAUCGAAAGUUGAACGAGGAGCUCGACGAGGCUCUAGGGACCGAGGAUCGUCGCGCUGUUCCUCCACAUUCCAAGCUCGACGGGCUCGCUUACCUCAAUUGCAUCAUCAAAGAAGGUCUACGGAUUGACACCUCAGUGCCAGGCUCGACGCCUCGAUACGUCCCUCCCGAGGGCGCGGUGCUUGGCGGCUACAACCUGCCCGGAGGCACCAUCGUCUCGAUCCAAGCAUACACCACGCACCGACAACCCGACGUCUUUCCAGACCCCGACAGAUUCUGGCCCGAGCGCUGGCCAGACGAGACACCGGAAAUGCGACAUCUCUACGUCCCCUUUGGGGCUGACGGCCCACGGAAAUGCAUCGGGAUCCACCUGGCUUACAUGGAGCUGCGCGUCAUUCUUGCCGCAUUGUUCCACCGGUUUGAUCUUCGUUUCGCAGGACCGGUCUCGGACGAGAGCAUGGACGUGCAUGAGCUCUGGCUUGCCGCCCCGGCGGGACAGAACCUCAGCGUCAUCGCCACGGAGAAGGAGUAG